Messenger RNA from Panthera uncia (snow leopard), 18505 nucleotides. RefSeq names its product kinesin family member 1B (gene KIF1B). The record is from RefSeq and is a predicted model, not a curated record. Gene Ontology annotation, biological process: microtubule-based movement. NCBI's taxonomy places the organism in Eukaryota, Metazoa, Chordata, Mammalia, Carnivora, Felidae. The coding region runs from base 2147 to 7219 and encodes 1690 amino acids. The transcript has 46 exons. Gene Ontology annotation, molecular function: microtubule motor activity; ATP binding; microtubule binding.
CAUAUAUUGAAAAAAAAAAGAAUAAUAUAAAACAAACUAUCCUUUAACUGCUACCCAGUUAACAUAGAAAUUAUCCAUGCCUUCUGGGGCUCUCUGCUUACACUACCCUCUCAAACAGGUAACAACAACAUUGAGUUUUACGUUGUUCUGAAGUGUCUUCUGUAAAUAUCUUUCAUUUAGGAAUUAAAUAUUUUUAAAAAUAUUGUGGAUAAUUUCAUCUUGCUUAACAUAACUGUAAUGCAAAUAGCCCUUUAAAAUUAUAUUUUGAUUUACUUAUUUAUGUUAAAAAGGGUUUUGUCUGCAUACAAGCAGUUACUUAAAAGGCAGCAUGGUUUCAAAUCUGUAAGUUAGGAAACUUUAUUAGUUUCAGGAGUUUCAAAGAUCCGGAAGAAGGGAAUCGUAAGGAAGAGGAAAAGGAUUUCAAGUGAAUCAAGGAAGUUACUCACUGGUGUGCUGUUUCUUUUUCUUUACUAGGAAAAAGAGAACAAAGAGGUAGGAUUGAAAACCAGCCCUUAAGUGUUCUUGGCAGAAUCAGUACCACCAAUGAGUAGCUAAAAGACUGAAGUAUGGCUUAAAAGUUUUUAUGACGGGGGUGCCUGGGUGGCUCAGUCAGUUAAGCGUCAGGCUUCGGCUCAGGUCGUGAUCUCAACGGUUUGUGGGUUCGAGCCCCGUUUCUGGCUCUGUGCUGACAGCUCGGAGCCUGGAACCUGCUUCGGAUUUUGUGUUGCCUUCUCUCUCUCUCUCUCUCUCUCUCUCUCUCUCUGCCCCUCCGCCACUUGCUUUUGGUCUCUCUCUCUCUCAAAUAAACAUUAAAAAAAAAUUUUUUUUUAAUGAAGUUUUAUGACAGCACAUUUCCUAUAGGUUACAAAGUGUUUAUUUUAACCAUGUUUUUGAGUGGUGAAGACUACUUCAGAGGUCAUAUCCUGUGUCUCGUCAUUGUCUUUAUUGCUGAGCCCCUGAAACCUGAAUCUGGUUCACAUGCCACUGAUUUCCGUUUUCUUGGUAGAGUUUGUGUGUAGACUUUCAUCUUUUAGGAACUGUAAUCCUCAUAAUUCCUAGUUUUAAAUGGGUAAGGAGAGUUUUGAGCAAUGUCUGUGAUGUAAUUUGGGGGGGGUGAUUAUGUGCAUACGCAUACACGCACACGUGAAGUAUGCGUACGCAUAAAAAUGCCUGUGUCUACCUUGACAGUUGAUACAUGUAGGGAAUAGCCUUUAGAUGACGGGUGCCUUGGCUAAGAGUGUGGGCUCUGGAGUUAAACUCUCCAAGUCCACAUCCUGGAUUGCCACUAGCUAGCUGUCUAUACAGCCUUGGGUAAGUUAUUUAACCUCUUUGUGAUAGUGUCUCUAUCUAUACGGUGGCAGUAAUGAAACCUCUAUGUGCUUUAGUGGCUGGGAGGAUGAAAUAGGUUAGUACACAGGAAGGUCUCAGAGCUUAGAGUAAGUGCUCCAUGAGUGUUGGCUAUUAUUUAAAUCUUGUCCCUAGUGCCUUUUAGUUAGAAGCACACUUCUUUGCUUAGGUUGCCAUUUGUGUGUGGGGAGAUGUUCUUUCUAGAACUAUGUCUGCUUGUCACAUGAUUAUGUGCAGUGUGAGCCUUAUUAAUACUCUGUCAGCAUUUGAGGUUUGAACAUAAGUUGUGGGGCCAUACCCAGUGGAAUCCAGCGCGAGAGAGAACUAAGCACCGUAGCAACUGUUGCUAUUUAUGUCCUGAGCAGCAGCUGCCCUGGACAGAUUUAUUUUUAAUCCUGAUCUCACUGAUAGCCUGGGAUGUGGCCAUGCCUUCCAGAGAAGCAGAUUGGUUGAGAUGUCUGGUCUUUGAGGAGAUUUCGUGACCACAUGUUAUAAAGAUUCUAUUCCAUGUGAAAUAUGAGACGCUGAAGCUUUGUAUGUAAGAGAAAGGAAGAGAGGCGAAACUUCAGCAUUCAGUCAGUCCCCAAAGUAGAGUGUGACUGGAUUAAUCACUCGAGAAAUAUUUUCACUGUCGGCAGUAAGGCUUCGUGCUUUGCAGUCAAGAAGUAUUAUUAACCCAAAGAACCCAAAGGAAGCUCCAAAGUCCUUCAGUUUCGACUACUCCUACUGGUCGCACACCUCGCCUGAAGAUCCCUGUUUUGCAUCUCAAAACCGCGUGUACAAUGACAUUGGAAAGGAAAUGCUCUUACAUGCCUUUGAGGGCUAUAAUGUCUGUAUUUUUGCCUACGGGCAGACUGGUGCUGGGAAAUCUUAUACAAUGAUGGGUAAACAAGAAGAAAGCCAGGCUGGCAUCAUUCCACAGUUGUGUGAAGAACUGUUCGAGAAAAUCAACGACAACUGUAAUGAAGAAAUGUCUUACUCUGUAGAGGUGAGCUACAUGGAAAUUUACUGUGAAAGAGUACGAGACCUGCUAAAUCCAAAAAAUAAGGGUCAUUUGCGUGUGCGUGAACAUCCGCUUCUUGGCCCAUAUGUGGAGGAUCUGUCCAAGCUGGCAGUCACUUCCUACACAGACAUUGCUGACCUCAUGGAUGCUGGGAACAAAGCCAGGACAGUGGCAGCUACCAACAUGAAUGAAACAAGUAGCCGUUCCCAUGCUGUGUUUACCAUUGUUUUCACCCAGAAGAAACAUGAUACUGAGACCAACCUUUCCACUGAGAAGGUCAGUAAAAUCAGCUUGGUGGAUCUGGCAGGAAGUGAACGAGCUGAUUCCACUGGUGCCAAAGGGACUCGAUUAAAGGAAGGAGCAAAUAUUAAUAAGUCUCUUACAACUCUGGGCAAAGUCAUUUCAGCCUUGGCAGAGGUGAGUAAGAAGAAAAAGAAAACUGAUUUUAUUCCCUACAGGGAUUCUGUACUUACUUGGCUCCUUCGGGAAAAUCUAGGUGGUAAUUCUCGGACUGCAAUGGUUGCUGCUCUGAGCCCAGCAGAUAUCAACUAUGAUGAAACUUUGAGCACUUUGAGAUAUGCAGAUCGUGCAAAGCAAAUUAAAUGCAAUGCUGUUAUCAACGAGGACCCCAAUGCCAAACUGGUUCGUGAAUUAAAGGAGGAGGUGACGCGGCUGAAGGACCUUCUUCGCGCUCAGGGACUGGGAGAUAUUAUCGAUACGUCCAUGGGGUCUCUUACUUCAUCUCCAUCUUCCUGCUCACUCAGUAGUCAGGUGGGCUUAACAUCUGUGACCAGUAUUCAGGAGAGGAUCAUGUCUACACCUGGAGGAGAGGAAGCCAUUGAACGCCUAAAGGAAUCGGAGAAGAUCAUUGCCGAGCUGAAUGAAACCUGGGAAGAGAAGCUGCGUAAAACAGAGGCCAUCAGAAUGGAGAGAGAGGCCUUGUUGGCCGAGAUGGGAGUUGCCAUUCGAGAAGACGGAGGAACCCUGGGAGUUUUCUCACCGAAGAAGACCCCACAUCUUGUUAACCUCAAUGAAGACCCACUCAUGUCCGAGUGCCUGCUUUAUUACAUCAAAGAUGGAAUUACCAGGGUUGGCCAAGCAGAUGCUGAGCGGCGCCAGGACAUCGUGCUGAGUGGGGCUCACAUUAAAGAAGAACAUUGUAUCUUCCGGAGCGAGAGAAACAACAGUGGGGACGUUAUCGUGACCCUAGAGCCCUGUGAACGCUCAGAGACCUAUGUAAAUGGCAAGAGGGUGGCCCAGCCCGUUCAGCUGCGCUCAGGAAACCGUAUCAUCAUGGGUAAAAAUCAUGUGUUUCGUUUCAACCACCCGGAGCAAGCACGGGCAGAGCGAGAGAAGACUCCUUCUGCGGAGACCCCCUCUGAGCCUGUGGACUGGACGUUUGCCCAGAGAGAACUUCUGGAAAAACAAGGGAUUGAUAUGAAGCAGGAGAUGGAGAAAAGGCUACAGGAGAUGGAGAUCCUGUACAAAAAGGAGAAAGAAGAAGCAGAUCUUCUUUUGGAGCAGCAGAGACUGGACUAUGAGAGUAAGUUGCAGGCCUUGCAGAAGCAAGUUGAGACCCGCUCCCUCGCUGCCGAGACAACGGAAGAGGAGGAAGAGGAGGAAGAAGUUCCUUGGACACAACAUGAAUUUGAGCUGGCCCAGUGGGCCUUCCGGAAAUGGAAGUCUCACCAGUUUACUUCAUUAAGGGACUUACUCUGGGGCAAUGCUGUUUACCUGAAGGAGGCCAACGCCAUCAGUGUGGAACUGAAGAAGAAGGUGCAGUUCCAGUUCGUUCUGCUGACCGACACCUUGUACUCCCCUCUGCCUCCGGAGUUACUUCCCACCGAGGUGGACAAAACUCACGAAGACAGGCCUUUCCCGCGGACGGUGGUGGCGGUCGAAGUGCAGGAUCUGAAGAACGGAGCGACGCAUUAUUGGUCUUUGGAGAAACUCAAGCAGAGGCUGGAUUUGAUGCGAGAGAUGUAUGACAGAGCAGGUGAGGUGGCCUCUGGUGCCCAGGAUGAAAGCGAAGCCACCGUGACUGGCAGCGAUCCAUUUUAUGAUCGAUUCCAUUGGUUCAAAUUGGUAGGAAGCUCCCCCAUUUUCCACGGCUGUGUGAACGAGCGCCUUGCGGACCGCACGCCCUCCCCCACUUUUUCCACGGCCGACUCCGACGUCACUGAGCUGGCUGACGAGCAGCAAGACGACAUGGAGGAUUUUGAGGACGAGGCGCUCGUGGACGACACCGGCUCUGACGCAGGGACGGAGGAGGGAUCAGAGCUCUUCAGUGACGGGCAUGACCCGUUUUACGACCGAUCCCCGUGGUUCAUUUUAGUGGGAAGGGCAUUUGUUUACCUGAGCAACCUGCUGUAUCCUGUGCCCCUGAUUCACAGGGUGGCCAUUGUCAGUGAGAAGGGUGAAGUGCGGGGAUUUCUGCGUGUGGCUGUGCAGGCCAUUGCAGCGGAUGAGGAAGCUCCUGAUUAUGGCUCUGGAAUUCGACAAUCAGGAACAGCUAAAAUAUCUUUUGAUAACGAGUACUUUAACCAGAAUGACUUUUCUUCCGUGGCAAUGACUCGUUCUGGUCUGUCUCUGGAGGAACUGAGGAUUGUGGAAGGGCAGGGUCAGAGUUCUGAGGUCAUCACUCCUCCAGAAGAAAUCAAUCGAAUGAAUGACUUGGAUUUGAAGUCAAGCACUUUGCUGGAUGGUAAGAUGGUCAUGGAAGGGUUUUCUGAAGAGAUUGGCAACCACCUGAAACUGGGCAGCGCCUUCACUUUCCGCGUGACAGUGCUACAGGCCAGUGGGAUCCUUCCGGAGUACGCAGACAUCUUCUGUCAGUUCAACUUUUUGCAUCGCCAUGAUGAAGCGUUCUCCACCGAACCCCUCAAAAACAACGGCAGAGGAAGUCCUCUGGGCUUUUAUCACGUGCAGAAUAUUGCAGUGGAGGUCACGGAAUCAUUCGUGGACUAUAUCAAAACCAAGCCGAUAGUAUUUGAAGUCUUUGGGCAUUAUCAGCAGCACCCGCUUCAUCUGCAAGGACAGGACCUUAACAGCCCGCCUCAGCCAUCUCGACGCUUCUUCCCUCCGCCCAUGCCGCUCUCCAAGCCAGUUCCAGCUACCAAGUUAAACACCAUGAGCAAAACCAGCCUUGGCCAGAGCAUGAGCAAGUACGAUCUUCUGGUUUGGUUUGAGAUCAGUGAACUGGAGCCUACAGGAGAGUACAUCCCAGCCGUGGUUGACCACACAGCGGGCUUGCCCUGCCAGGGGACAUUUUUGCUUCACCAGGGCAUCCAGCGAAGGAUCACGGUGACCAUUAUCCAUGAGAAGGGGAGUGAGCUCCAUUGGAAGGAUGUUCGUGAGCUGGUGGUAGGCCGGAUCAGGAACAAGGCUGAAGUGGAUGAGGCUGCGGUCGAUGCUAUCCUCUCCCUAAAUAUUAUCUCUGCCAAGUACCUGAAGUCCUCCCACAACUCCAGCAGGACCUUCUACCGUUUCGAGGCCGUGUGGGACAGCUCCCUCCAUAACUCUCUCCUUCUGAACCGAGUGACACCCUAUGGGGAAAAGAUCUACAUGACCUUGUCAGCAUACCUAGAGCUGGAUCAUUGCAUCCAGCCGGCGGUCAUCACCAAAGAUGUGUGCAUGGUCUUCUACUCCCGGGACGCCAAGAUCUCGCCGCCACGCUCUCUGCGCAGCCUCUUUGGCAGCGGCUACUCGAAGUCACCGGACUCCAAUCGUGUCACUGGAAUUUAUGAACUCAGUUUAUGCAAAAUGGCAGACACGGGUAGUCCAGGCAUGCAGAGAAGGAGAAGAAAAAUCUUGGAUACGUCAGUGGCCUACGUGCGGGGAGAAGAGAACUUAGCAGGCUGGCGGCCCCGCGGGGACAGCCUCAUCCUUGAGCACCAGUGGGAGUUGGAGAAGCUGGAGCUCCUUCACGAGGUGGAGAAAACUCGCCACUUCCUGCUGCUGCGCGAGAGACUUGGUGACAGCAUCCCCAAAUCCCUGAGUGACUCACUGUCCCCCAGCCUCAGCAGUGGGACCCUCAGCACCUCUACCAGCAUCUCCUCUCAGAUCUCUACCACCACCUUUGAAAGUGCCAUCACCCCCAGCGAGAGCAGCGGCUACGACUCCACGGACAUCGAAAGCCUGGUGGAUCGAGAGAAGGAGCUGGCUACCAAGUGCCUGCAACUUCUCACGCACACUUUCAACCGGGAAUUCAGCCAGCUGCAUGGCAGCAUCAGUGACUGUAAGCUGUCUGAUAUCUCUCCUCUCGGACGGGAUCCGUCCGUGUCCAGCUUCAGCAGCGCCACCCUCACUCCCUCCUCCACCUGCCCUUCUCUGGUAGAAGCUCGGAGCAACUCUCAGGAGCAGAAGACCCCAGAAGCCAAUUCCCGGGCCUCUAGUCCCUGCCCAGAAUUUGAACAGUUUCAGAUUGUCCCAACUGUGGAAACACCCUAUUUGGCCCGCGCAGGAAAAAAUGAAUUUCUCAAUCUUGUUCCAGAUAUUGAAGAAAUUAGACCAGGCUCAGUGGUCUCUAAGAAAGGAUACCUGCAUUUCAAGGAACCGCUUUAUAGCAACUGGGCUAAACAUUUCGUCGUGGUCCGUCGCCCUUAUGUCUUCAUCUAUAACAGCGACAAAGACCCAGUGGAGCGUGGCAUCAUUAACCUGUCCACAGCACAGGUGGAAUACAGUGAGGACCAGCAGGCCAUGGUGAAGACACCUAACAUCUUUGCUGUAUGCACGAAGCACCGUGGGGUCCUUCUACAGGCUCUCAAUGACAAAGACAUGAACGACUGGUUGUAUGCCUUUAACCCACUGCUUGCUGGCACGAUACGGUCGAAACUGUCCCGCAGGUGCCCGAGCGAACCGAAGUACUAAGUGACUCUGCCGAGCGCCCUCACUCGCCUUCGAGAGAUAAAGUCAGUGUUGCCCCUCACUUUUCUCUGUGAUUCUUGACGGCCCCUCUCGUGUGUAAGCCUGUGGCGUAACUGCUUUCCCUCCUGUCAACACUCUUUCUCGCUCUUCUGGUCCCCGUCUCCGUUGCUUUGUAUCCUUCUUUUUUCCUGUGCUGAGAAUCGUGGUAAUAGCACGUGGCCUAACAAAAGGGAGAAAAACAAACGAACAAACACAAACGACCCAGAAGGGCUCCGGUGAAUCUCCAAAUUAUUUUUUCGUGACUUUUGGCUUCCUUUUGUAUGAUGGGUCCCCAUAUGACCACCUGUGAUGUCUGUACUGCUGUCUUUGGAUAUCUUGGUCUGUUUUUUAAGACAACACAAUACCUUUUUUUCUUUUCUCUAUUUGUGAUAUCACUUUAAUUUUGGGGGGGUGGCUUCAGAGACUAAGGGAGGAAACAUCUGGCAUUUUUUUAAACCUAAAAGGAAAAAACUUACCUUUUCCCCUUCCCUCUCCUUUUGCCGUUGCUAAUCCCUGCAUUUUCCAUUCGGGGAAAAGGUUGUAGUGAGCUUGGAAAUGGCACAGGUGUGUUCUCUGAAAUUGGAGCUUCGUUAGAAUGUAGCUGUGCGGUUUUCUUUUAGUGGAAGAGAGAAGGGAGGACUUUGUAGCAGGCCUGGAACAGCGGGAAGGGAAAAGCCAAGGAUAUUGCCAGCACGGUUGAGAGGACCGUGGGAUCUGGCAACAGCUCAUGAAGGCGGACGGACGGUAGGAUGAGAGCAGUUCCUCAGAGCAGGAUUCCUGUGAACUGUUUUUCUCUCAGAAUUUCUCAUUUCUCUUCUUGGCAUUAGUGCCGGUGGUACAGUUUGGAAUUAGUGCAGCGUCAUACACCAAUGAUCCACAAGGGGGGAGCGACUCACCUUCUGGGGGUCACUGUUCCCAUCAUAAGUAUGGUGACGCCGAGCAGGGACCUUGUGAUCCUUGUAGCUCCCUUUGAUCGAACAAGCGUAACUUCAAGUGUAGACGCGAAGCCUCCCUCUGACUCCUGGGCAUUUUCAAUGAUCCUUGUCAAGUUGAAAAUACUUUCGGUAAUGCUUCUCCCCCCUGUAAUCAUAAAUACGCAGACACGGCAGGCUUUGCCUUCUGGAUCCCAGGAUUAAAACCACUCCCUUCCCACCACUAAAACAAAACAAGAGGACAUCCGGGGGCAGGGAGGAGGUGCGCCUGAGCCACGGCCCCAGUGGUUGGCUGCUGCCUCCGCCUGGCCUCUCCUCCUUGGUCAUCUUUGUCGGAUGUGGAAAUACUGCCGGAGGAGGAAGGAGGAAGCUCGCUGCUGCCCAUCUCCUUCCCUGACGGAUCAGGGUCGUCUGCAUCCAGAAGCCAUCACGGAAGAAGAUAGAUACUCUUUCUCUUUCCGCUGCCAGUUAAAGUUACGUUUUCUAGGAACGAGCUGGGGAAGAGAAGGCCUCCGGGUUACUCCAGCUGCUUUGCCAGUUGACCUGGGGUGUUUUGUACCAUCCUUCUUACCUCCCUCACACGAAGCUCUGACCACCCCUCGGGCGCUCAGGAAAGUAGCUGCCCUCUCCCACCUCGUGGAGACUGAGGGCCCCCAGCCGUGAAUUGCCGACUCUGUGGGGUCCGGCCGACUGUCUGCGUCAGGCAGGACGGGGGCAGGGGCUGGUGCACGGUUGGUGCUGUGGACCAGAGCCGGGCAGCACGCCGGCCACAGACCCUUGCUCCUGACUUCCCGGUUGGGCUCGUCUCUGAGAACAGGUCUCCCAGCUUCGGUACAAUUGCCUUGCCAAGGGGAGGAAAAGUGAAUCGUGGUGAGCUUAAAAGAAAGGAUAGAAAUCGCAGGCGGUGACCUUAGCUGAAAAGUGAUCAAUAAAAACUCUACAGUAGGUUUUUAACUUUUUUCCUCUCCUUAAACAUAGGUCAUUAACUGUGAUGUUACUUGUUUUCUAAGCGGUGUGUGAGAUUUUUAAUGUAGUUAGGGGUUCCUUCAUCGUCUAAUGGGCACGGUAUGCCCUUCUGGUGUAUACUCAAAUCCAGGAUCUGUCGGUGCUUAGAGACAGCUUCUGGACUGGAAUGAAAUCCAGUUGCAGGGAAAUGAUGAAAUUGGAAGAUGACUUUUAGUGAAGUCACAGGUGCCACUGCUGUUUGUCACAGAGUCUGACAGAGGGCCCUGGAUCUGUGACAGAGGGAGGUGGGGAGGGCUGAGGGAGAGUAAAAUCAUGUGACAAACUGAAAUGACGUUCGGUUUUUCUUCUAACUCAAAACAAAACUGGCUUGGAAAGUCUUUGCUUUGGAGGUGUCGGGUAUUAAGACAGGUAGGACCGGACCGUUCGUGACACCCCCCGGGUAAGAGGGCCUCCUGAGGAAGCAGGACGUGCGCGGCCCGCACGGUCUCAGGCAGGUGUGCUUCCCUCCAUCUGAGGACAGCCCUUAUUGGUGGCCCCUCUUCUUCCAGCGGCCCGUUUUCAGACCGAGUUGCAACAGUUUCGGGAUUAAUGUUCUCUUUCUGGGUAGGUGCAUCCCUACUGUGAAGCUGAGAGAGCAUUUAUGGCAGGAGCUACUUACGAGGCUUUAGCUGAAGCCACGGUGGCAGGAAAGUUGAUACUUAAGAUGAUAUUAAUAUUAGUAUUUAAGGAAACUACCUUGUAAGUAAGGGGUUUCUUUUGUGGUUUUUUUUUUUUUUCCCUAAAGCAUUCUUUUAAACAAGCAAAAAAAAAAAAAAAGAAAGAAAAAGCUCUUAUGCAAAUUAAGGAGAAAUGAGUUCCAGUUAGAAGUAAUCCUCUCUUCCCCUCCUUCCCCACCCUCCUUUCUCCUGCCAAAGCAAAAUUCGGCCUCACAGCCCACACCAAACCGGGACCCACAGCCUCUUCCCCUCUGUGCCUGCCUGGGGGUCAGCCAGCUCUCGGGCCAGGCCGUGCAGGGCCAGCCAGCCGUGCACACAGCCAGGGGCGUGGGGAAGGGCCGCUGCUGGCAGCUUGGGUGGUGGGCGCCCAGAUCCCAGCACGUCGUUACAGUGCUCGAGCGCUCACUGUGAGGGGAAGGGAAGCGAUUCCCACCCCCCCCCACCCCCCACUAAACGACCACUAUUGUUUUACUUUUCUUUUCCCUUCAGCUGCAUAGAACUUAAACAACUACUCAUAUUUUUGAUGGAUUUUUCUUUCAGCUCUUUUAAGAUGAAGGGAUAAGGUAAAAUCAUUGUGCAAGGUCUUUAAGGCUCUAAAAUUAAAAUGACUUCUCCUGGCACAUAUUUCAAAGCAAAGACUUUGUUGCCUGCUGCUUGUUCUAAUUUACAGGGAUAUUUAAUUUUGUAAGGUAUAUGUAUAUUUAUAGUGCUGUAAUUAAUUGCACAUUGGACUGGAAAAGAGCGGAUGACCCAGUGUGUGGCAGCUAUCGGUACUCUCCGUUUCCUCGUGCUGUGUUCCACACGGGUCUCCAGGACGGGAUCAGGGCUCGCUCGUUUGUCUCUUGGACUCGGGUCCUUCGUUUUUGCUUUGGGUUCCCUUAUUAAAAUGUGAUUGUUAACCUGCUCCUUAAAAGGAAAACACUAAUUCUGCUGCUGCUCGUGGAAGGUUUGCUGAAUGUAUUUUAAACAGGACUCUGGCCCGUACGCACUGCAGCUGUCCACUGUGGCCAGUGACGAUACACCCACGUGUGUGGCCAGACCUUUACUGUAUGUAGCAGGAACGUAUUGAUUUGUGCUUCCUUAGCAAAUUGAAAUGUCAGCUGAGAGAUUAUCUGCUGCUGUUGUUCAAAAGGCCAUUUAUGAAAGUCGUAUUUGAACCCCAUGAAACCUUAGGAAAGCUUGUGAUCAUUUAACGGAAAGAAUGAGAAUUGAUCCAAAUUUCAUGUUACAAGCUGUGCUCAGAAGGUCCGAGCUGAGGUUGGUCUCCUCCCAAACCCUGGCUGUUGUGUGUCGUCUCCGUGUGUCCGAGUUCCCUUUUUUCAGGCUGCACAUUCUGGCAUCUGUUCACCCGAGGAGUCCAUCGGCCUGCUCGCGUGCAAGGCGCCACCUGUCGGGGUCUCUCCUCGCCAUCCUCGUGCGCUGCAACAGAACCCAUGGAGCAUACGUGGCCUUUUUGAACCAAGACUUUGCAAACUGAUCUCUCCCCAGUAAGGAGUUGAGCACAUUAGCAACAAUGUACAUUAUUAAUUUCAGAUUUUCAUUUUCAUGUUUUAUUAUGUAAAUAUGAUCUGAUGUUUGGAGCUUGAGUAUACAGAAUGUAAAUAUAGUUCUUGUAUUUGUACUAAUUCUCGUUCUUUUGCUGUAUAGCCUUAGAUGUGCAAUGCAGACAUUAUCUAACUGUGUAUGGUAACCUUGCAUCACGGAACUAUUAGUGAACGAGGUAAAAAUAAUAAAGGUACAACCAGUGCAUCAGAAGGCUCCUGACAUGCAUUUAUUCUUGCAUCCUUUGAAAGGUAUUUACUUAAGAUUUCUCUUCUGGACUUGCAGAGAUAUGACCUUUCUAGGCCAAAAGUUACCAUGGUGUGACCAACACGUUCUUUUCGGAUCGUUCAAAGUAGGGUUAUCACAGAGCCCGGUGCUAUUUUUUUGUGCCGUUUCCCUGAAAGUGCCUUCCUCCCGAGUGUGGUCUGGGUUCUCCCGAAGCUCCUGUUUAUAUACCUACCAAUGAUUCUGCGGUGGCGGUGUGGUUUUUCUGGAGGGAGAAAGUGAAUUGUUCACCCCGUGUGCUUAAUUUAACGAAUUCCCGUUGGGAGCAGGGCAUGAGCAGGGACCCCUGUGCUGGUUGUUCGCGGACAGACAGGGCGGGGAGAAGCAGCGUUCAGGCGGAAGGCAGUGAUGCCGUGGUGGGAGGUGAUGACUCAGCAGCAAACAGAACGUGCCCUGGCACUCCCGCACCCUUGAGGAAGGACCUUUGUGACGAGUGUGGAAUGCGUAACGUCGAGCGCCCAGUGACAGAGCAAAUGGCAGCUGAGGGAGGGUGAGGAGGGGUGAGAGGGAGGCGUCCUUUCGGACCACGUGGUCAGAGAAGGCCUGUGCUGACAAGACGCUGGAGCGGACGCCUGAAUGAGGGGACACACACGCGUGUGAGCCCUGGGGGCAGCGGUGUGUCCCCGUAGGUUCCAAAGACGGCAGGGAGGCUGGUGUGGGCUAAGGGGGGGAGCACCCCGAACCCGCGGCCCCAGCAAGCAGCCAGGGCCCAGCGAGUGAACUAGGAAGCCAGUGAAGGGCUGGGGGAGAGGAGUCACGCGAUCCUUCUUGUUUCCAGAAGACCAUUCUAACUGCUGAGUGGGGAGCAGCCAGGGUGGCGUGCGGCUAGGGGGCCGGUGGAGGAAGGGAGACCGAAUAGGAAAUUGUCACCCCGGUGCUCCCCGGGGGAGCUGGCGGCCUGGACCCAGGUAGGAGCGGCGAAGGCGGGAGAUGUGGUCAGACCCUAACGGUUUGCUGAGGUGGCUCGGGACGUGCGCCUGAGGCCAGCCGGCAUGGCGACUGCCUGAGCUGAAGAAGAUUGCGAGAACGGUGGGGGGGGCGGGGCCGAAUUAAGGAUCUGGCUUCGGUCACGUUCACUUGGAGGUGCCCACGUUCCCACCUGACUGUCCAGUCGCUGAGGCCGUUGGGUCCAGGGCAGAGGAGGGGCCGCGGACGUACGCUUGGGGGUUGUCAGCGUGAGGAUGACAGAGAAAGGCGAGAGGCCAGGAGACCCGGGACUGAGUGGCGGGGCCUGCGAACCAAGGGUUGGGUCCCGGAGCACCGCGACCAGGAGUCCGGGGCGGGGGGCGGGGAAGAGGACAAUUCGGCCAAGACGAGGAAGCGGCCGCGGGGAGAGAGCGGCACGUGGUGACCAGGUUAAGGACGUGUUUGCAGAACCGUGUCCGGUGCAGCCGCCAGGUUAAGGGCAGACGGAGCAGCGACCACAGGUUUCGGCAACAGGGAGGUCCAGGCAGUUUGAGGGGGCCAGAGAAUACCGCCGCUGUUUCCCAAUUUCAGAGCCAACCGAGAAACGAAUAAGGCACGUGGCAGGUCAGUCUUGUUGACGAUUAGAGGUGCGAUUAGAGAAUGUGAGGGCUAGAGGGUCGGCGAGCUUGGACUUCGCCAGACUCGCCUGCGAUCGCACUAAAACGUGGAUCCUGGCUGAGUGGGCCUGGGGUGCAGCCUGAAAUUCUGCAUUUCUUUUCUUUACUUUUGUUUUUUUUGGUUUUAAAUUUAUUUACUUAUUUUGAGAGAGAGUGCAUGCAUGUAUGCACAAGCAGGAGAGGGGCAGAGGGAAGGAGAGACAGAAUCCCAAGCAGGCUCCACGCCAUCAACACAGCUCGAUCUGGGGCUCAAACUCAGGAACUGUGAGAUCAUGACCUGAGCCGAGAUCCAGAGUCAGACACUUGUGCCACCCAAGCGCCCCUGAGCGCAUUCUGCGUUCCCGAUCAGCUUCCAAGGGACAGCAGUGCCACUGUUGUGGGCCCACUGCAAGUCACGGAAGUAUGAGGAACUACAGACCGUGUGCUCUGAGGGCAGGUGAGUCUUCUCAGGGGGGAGGCAGCGGCCAGGCUGUCCAUGCUUCCCAAACUCAACAAUUAUCAUUUCUCUCCUGGGGGUCUGUGAGGGGCUGGCAGAAGCAGGAAUGUUCCAGUAACGGCACCCAUUUCACAUGGGAGAAGACGUCACAAGUGCCCCCGCCCUACAAAGGUCGUUGGCGAGGAGAGCGACGUCGUCUUGAGUGGUGCCAAGUAGGCCUACCUGGGGUGGGUUCAGGGGAAAGGUGGGGGAGAAGACGUUGAAAUAGUACAGAAAAUUCCUGUGGAGAUUUGUACUGUAGAGGGGAGAAGGGACAAGAAUAUGGAGUCCAGGAGAGGUUUGUGUUUUGAAGAAAGGAGAGAGCUUUUUUUUUUAAGUUUGUUUAUUUUUGAGAGAGAGUAUGCACGAGUGGGGGAGGGGCAGAGAGCGAGGGAGACAGAAUCUAAAGCAGGCUCCAGGCUCCGAGCUGUCAGCACAGAGCCUGAUGCAGGGCUCGAACCCACGAACCACAAGAUGUGACCUGAGCCAAAGUUGGCCGCUUAACCGACUGAGCCACCCAGAUGCCCCAAAGAAAGGAGAAAGCUUUACAGAUGUGUGUGUGUGUGUGUGUGUGUGUGCGCGUGUGUGUGCAGACUGGAAUGAGCGACCGGGAAGGGAAACCUGGCAACAGGAAGAGACCAGCGUGGAGAGUUUUGCUAGAGCGAUAGCCUCGUAGCCUGGCACACGGCAGAGAGCUGGGUCUCGAGUCCUACGGCAGUGCCACCAUGUCACCACGGUUCCCGGAGGCCGCCAGGGACAGCAGACAGCAACAGCCACUGCCGGGGGCCUCUUCUGGUGGCAACGGUCUGUCUCCCUGGGACUCAUCCGUCAGAGAAGUUAGGUCAGCUCUCAGGGUUAUGUCGGGCCCUGCCUUCCUGAAAUCCACUGGACUUUACAGCGAAAUGGAGUUUGUUUUACAGAGUUGGUUGUCCCCCACAACUAGACCUCAUCCAGGGUCGUGUAGGCUCUCUUGAAGGUCACCGUGUCUCUUAGGAGGCCCCAUGGAACUGUGCACGUUGAAUGCAUUACUUUUCUACCUGAUGUUCCUGGUCCCUCCACUUUUGGUCGGUUGUGGAGAUUUUGUUUCCCUCGGGAACUCCUGGUCUCUGCAUAGUCUGUUUUAAUUUAGUUUCCCUGAGUAUGUCACCUGCUUGCUCCUCUGGCUUUUGAAUACGUGGUCUCCUGGUUUUUCCUAAAAUUGCUCUUUCUACCUAGCAGGUGAACCAGUCCUUUGAGGUCAUUCGCAGGAAUUAGAGCAAGUGAGUGCAGGGGGAUUUUCAAAUCUGCCCCAACUAGUGUGUUUGUUAACUUACACACCCCCGUACAUAAGUCUGUUUUUCUUCCCUGGGAGAUUUGCACAGAAGGGCUGUUUUUGUAGAAUUCAUGCCUCUGGUUUGAUUGGGGAUUUGGGGAUUUAGGGCAAGGCUAAAAGUUAAGGUGGAUGAUACUGUGGGUUGACUUUCUUAAGCCUUAUAAGCCAAGCAUUUGAGGAUUUUCUGCAAACUAAAGGUCAGCAUUCUCUGGCCUUACUCUGUUCAUCUCUGGGAGACACUUGCCUUCGUCUCAGUCCCACGGUUAUUAUGAUUGCAAGAGUCCCUUCAGCAAUAAGUCAGGAAACUGGAGAACCAAACACAGGGUUUAUUAUUUUUAUAGGACCUGGAAAUUGCAUGGUACACCUGGGGCCACCCGGCAAGAUUACAGUGAGAGAGAGAGAGAGAGAGAGAGAGAACCGGGUCUGGGGUUCUGCUUUUUAUUAGGGCGGGAGGGGAUCCCGGGUUAGGCUGGGCUCACUCUUUAUUGAUGAAUUUAAAACAAAAACAGGAAUUUAAAGUCGGAAGAGAAAAAACAAGUAGCCCAAAUGGUCAGUUAUCUAACCCAACCAAGAUCUCUAAAACAGAGGAGCCUGGGGAGCCAGGAGGGGAGAGAGGGGCUGGCGCUUUCACUAGGGGCGGGGCCGGCAAAAUGUUUAUUUGAGAGAGCCAUCUACGAAGCGGAUACCCCAGCCAUCAAAGCGUGUCAGGCACUUACAAAAAAAGAGAAAACCCGACUGACAGGACACCUGUGUCUUCUAAACCAGUUUGUGGUAGUUUUCCGACAGUCCUGGGAACCAGCAUUUUUUACUGGUUCACACCUUAGCAAAGAAAUGGGAAGGCCGCAUAGCACGUAACAUCAGUAACAGAAGAAAAGGAACGGGGGGCUGUUCCAUUAGGUGUUUAAACACGUUUGCCUAAAAUGAUGUCUAUUCGGUGGUGACUUGGGUGUGUCCAGAUGUUUAGUCACAUUGACUCAGCAUUUCUCUCGCUUGCCAAAUCUCAGACUAGAGCAAUCAAUUUGUUCCUGCAACAAAACCUGAUGGUAGGCUUUCCUUGCGACCAAGCCCCACAGAAAGAGGAAAUCCUUGCAACAAAGCUGAAAGGUGUGGAGGCGCCGAGGCUUUCUUGAUCGGAGCCAUUGUGGAAAUUCAACCUGUACAAUUUCCAGAAGUGUCAUUUGUUCUCCAAAACUAGUCAUAGAAAGUUAAUGUGUAUUUUUUUCUUCCUUCCAUCCUUCCUUCCUUCCAUCCUUCCUUCCUUCCUCCCUUUUUUUUCUUUUCUUUUCUCUUUUCUUUUCUUUUCUUUUCUUUCAAGAGAGAGAGAGACAAAGAGCACAGGGGAGAAGGGCAGAGGGAGAGAGAGAGAAAACCUUAAGUGUGGAGCCUGACGCGGGGCUCAAUCCCAUGACCCUGGGAUCAUGACCUGAGCCGAAAUCAAGAGUCAGACGUCUUCCGACUGAGCCACCCAGGGACCCUGAAAGUUAAUUUCUAUUUAACUUUCCUUUUAAGGUCAACUAAAGGUCUCUAAUAUGCAGCUAAACCCAAUUUUGCUGGGGAAACAUGUCUCUGUGAAUCUGCCUGAUUAUGGCCUGCUAUUCCCAUGAGGAUAGAGUACUGGGCUCUUAGUAGACUUGGGUUUAAGUUCCGUUCUGCCACUGACUAGCUGAGAAAGCCACUUUCCCUGCACUGAGUCUCCUUGUCACAUUACAUAUAAUGGCAUCUUAAAACUGUGUAGCGAUUUGAAGUUUGCAAGGAACUCUCCUAGGCAUGAGCUCACUUUGCUGUGCCCACCCUGAGAAGGAGGCAGGACAGACAGGAGGCAGUACCCCUGCAGUCAACAACCCUGAAAACUUUUUAAAAUAAACUCUGCCCAACAUGGGGCUCAAACUCACAACCCGAAGAUCAGUAGUCACGUGCUCUACUGACUGAGCCAGCCAGGCCCCCAAAGGACCCUGCAAAUUCUAGUUAGCCCCUGGAGAAGAACAGGACUUGGGGGAGGUUCCUGAUCCCUUCAUCCUUUUUGAAGCUUCUCCCUGCAAUGUUCUGCUUCUUGGUGUCUCUCCCCUGUGCUCUGAGGCUGAGGUGCUGAACGCAGCCUACGGAAGAGGAGUGCCAGUGGAGGCAGCCUCGGCACAGGGUCUGUUUCACUUUGCCCCCAAAUCAGUGUCUGGAAACUCUCAGGCCCCUGAGUGCCCCCUGGUGGACUCCAGGUGAAGGCCCUCAGUGCAGACAAAAGGGCAGUGCUUUGGGGGGAGCUCCGGCCUCCCCCAGUGUGAAGAGGACAGGCAGUCUGCAAAACAUAAAAAAGCCUAAAACUUGGAAAAAGUAUUAAAAACGUUUCAAGACUCUGGAAAUUGACCAAAGGCAGAUGAAUUAAAAAGCAAUUACUCUUGGGAAAAACUACUAUAACUUCUUCAAGUAAGAGCAGUGGAGGCCCGCAGCCCUCUCCCCUGGGGCUCUCCCCCAUCCCCACUGUCUGUCUGUUGGUAAGGGAAGCCGUUUUACCAGAUCAGGGCUCCACUCUGAAUGGGGCAUACUUGACCAUCUUUGGUUUGGGGUGGAGGGGGAGAGCUGUAGGGUUUUUUGUCAGCUAAAAGUGGCAAACCUGGUGAGGAAUGGGAAAAACCCGAGGCUUGCUAGCCUGAGGUCUCAGUUGGGCAGGAAGCAGACUAGCCAGAAACUUAAUGGGGAGACUCUGAAAGUGAGAGUGCCAUGGGAGGGAGGACGAGGUAAGUGCUCAGCAUGUCCCUGGCUACCAGAAACCUGCAAAUGUGCACGGGAAAUUCUGGAAGCCCAGCCGCAAGCAAAAGCCACAGCAAAGUUGAGGCCUGGGAGAGCUGUGAGCACAGCUCCUGAUGCGUACAGAAACACCGAGGGUGGGGGCCCGAGGGCCUCCAGUGGGUCUGGCAUGACUUUCAAAUCCUCAGCUGGCAGCUAAGUUAGGUAGACACAGGGUAACCAUCAGGAAGCCAAACUAAAAAUGUAAAAGUAAAAAAAUCUGGACAGAGUGUACCAGCAUAUGUGAAAUGGGGGUUCUAGGAGGAGAGGAAAGAAAAGGCAGAAAAAAUAUGUGAAAAAUUAAGGGCUCAAAACUCCCUGAAUGUGUUGAAAGACAUUCAUUUACAGUUCUAACCCUGUGGGCCUCUAGGAUAACCACAGAGGGAUCUGCGCUUAGAUACAUCAUAGUUAACCUAUUGAAAACCAGUUCAAAGGGAUAGUUCUAAAAACAGCAAGAGCAAACCAGCUCACCAUAUAUAGGGGAAUGACAGUAACCAACUACUCAGCAGAAACUAAAAGUCCUAGCCACUGAAAUGAGGUCCUUGAAGUGCUCAAAGAAUUCUCAGCAAGCCAGGAUUUUAUACCCAGCAAAACUAUCUUUCAAAAAAACAGGGGCAAGUUAGAGACAUUCCCAGAUUUAAAGAAAAAAAAAAAAAAAGAA